This is a messenger RNA of Portunus trituberculatus (swimming crab), 6607 nucleotides long. RefSeq lists its product as uncharacterized. The coding region runs from base 63 to 5990 and encodes 1975 amino acids. Lineage: Eukaryota; Metazoa; Arthropoda; Malacostraca; Decapoda; Portunidae. The transcript has 6 exons. The record is from RefSeq and is a predicted model, not a curated record.
CCCAGCAACCAAACAGGAGUGUCUUGGAAGCUGAGGAGUCGGACAGGAACACGAGGGUUACAAUGUGGAAGGUGGUGGUGGUGGCUGUGGUGCUGGGAACGGCAGCAAGAGGGGAGGGCCCAGGGAAGGAUAGAGGGUCUCGUCUAAGCCUGGCAGACCUAGUUGGCCCUCCCCGUGAUGGCCCCGGCUAUGUGGUGCGUCACUUUGGCCAAGGAGGAGAUGAUAGUGAUUACAGCAGCGAAGAAUUCCCGCCACUCAUGCCCUACGAAUUUGCAUACGAAGUUAAAGACGACGCCACGACGAAUUACCAUAACCGGGUUGAGUUUGUGGAGGACGGCAUUCUUCAGGGCAGCUACAGCAUCCUCUCUCCCGACGGCGUAGUGAGGACCUCCGUCUACACCGACUCAGGCAAAGGCUUCGAGGUGACUCUGCACGAAGUACCAACAGACAUUGUUGUCAUCGGUUCAGGCCUCCCAGGAGACCCGGCACUCAAGUCUGGCGGCAGAUACAACUACCGGUCACGCGGAUCUAGCUCGAGCGGUUCAAGCAGUUCCUUUGAAUCUUUCUCAGGAUCAUCAAGCGGGAGGUUCUCAAGUGGAUCUUCAUCGUUCAGAGGUUCAUCGAGACACGACGAAUCUGAUGGAGGUGAUUUAUUACUUACGAACGAUAAAAGCGCUCUGGAAGCAUUUGACAGGGACGGUGAACGAAAGGGGUCCUUCAUUGGAUCUUCGGAUUUCAAGUCCUCUUCAAGACACGAGGAAUCAGGUGGAUUUGAUGUAUUUUCCAAUGGAAAAAGUGCAUUUGAGUCUCACUCAAUCACUGGAUCAAGCGAUAGUUCAGAUAGUGUUGGAUCAGUCAGUACUGCAUCAGGCAGCAGUGCAUCCAGCAGCGGAUCGGCUACUCACUCAUCAGGCAGUAGUGGAUUCAGCAGUGGAUCAAGUCACUCUUCAGGCAGCAGCGGAUUUAGCAGUGGAUCAACGGGUGGGUUAAGUCAUUCAUCAGGCAGUAGUGGAUCUACAAGCGGAUCAAGUCACUCGUCAGGCAGCAGAGGAUCAAGCAGUGGAUCAGUGGAUCAAUCAUCAGGCAGCAGUGGAUCAGCUAGUGGCUCAUCAGGCGGCAGUGGAUCAGCUGGUGGCUCAUCAGGCAGCAGUGGAUCAGCUAGUGGCUCAUCAGGCGGCAGUGGAUCAGCUGGUGGCUCAUCAGGCGGCAGUGGAUCAGCUGGUGGCUCAUCAGGCGGCAGUGGAUCAGCUGGUGGCUCAUCAGGCAGCAGUGGAUCAGCUAGUGGCUCAUCAGGCGGCAGUGGAUCAGCUGGUGGCUCAUCAGGCGGCAGUGGAUCAGCUGGUGGCUCAUCAGGCAGCAGUGGAUCAGCUGGUGGCUCAUCAGGCGGCAGUGGAUCAGCUGGUGGCUCAUCAGGCGGCAGUGGAUCAGCUGGUGGCUCAUCAGGCGGCAGUGGAUCAGCUGGUGGCUCAUCAGGCGGCAGUGGAUCAGCUGGUGGCUCAUCAGGCGGCAGUGGAUCAGCUGGUGGCUCAUCAGGCGGCAGUGGAUCAGCUGGUGGCUCAUCAGGCGGCAGUGGAUCAGCUGGUGGCUCAUCAGGCGGCAGUGGAUCAGCUGGUGGCUCAUCAGGCGGCAGUGGAUCAGCUGGUGGCUCAUCAGGCGGCAGUGGAUCAGCUGGUGGCUCAUCAGGCGGCAGUGGAUCAGCUGGUGGCUCAUCAGGCGGCAGUGGAUCAGCUGGUGGCUCAUCAGGCGGCAGUGGAUCAGCUGGUGGCUCAUCAGGCGGCAGUGGAUCAGCUGGUGGCUCAUCAGGCGGCAGUGGAUCAGCUGGUGGCUCAUCAGGCAGCAGUGGAUCAGCUGGUGGCUCAUCAGGCGGCAGUGGAUCAGCUGGUGGCUCAUCAGGCGGCAGUGGAUCAGCUGGUGGCUCAUCAGGCGGCAGUGGAUCAGCUAGUGGCUCAUCAGGCGGCAGUGGAUCAGCUAGUGGCUCCUCAGGAAGCAGUGGAUCAGCUAGUGGCUCCUCAGGAAGCAGUGGAUCAGCUAGUGGCUCCUCAGGCAGCAGUGGAUCAGCUAGUGGCUCAUCAGCAAGUACUGGAUCAGGUAGUGAAGCAGCAGCAAGCAGUGCAUCCAGCAGUGGAUCAGUGGAUCAAGGAUCAGCCAGCAGUGGAUCAGCUAGUGCUGCUGCAGCAAGCAGUGCAUCCAGCAGUGGAUCAGGGGAUCAAGGAUCAGCCAGCAGUGGAUCAGCUAGUGAUGCUGCAGCAAGCAGUGCAUCUAGCAGUGGAUCAGGGGAUCAAGGAUCAGCCAGCAGUGGAUCAGCUAGUGCUGCUGCAGCAAGCAGUGCAUCUAGCAGUGGAUCAGUGGAUCAAGGAUCAGCCAGCAGUGGAUCAGCUAGUGCUGCUGCAGCAAGCAGUGCAUCCAGCAGUGGAUCAGGGGAUCAAGGAUCAGCCAGCAGUGGAUCAGCUAGUGCUGCUGCAGCAAGCAGUGCAUCUAGCAGUGGAUCAGUGGAUCAAGGAUCAGCCAGCAGUGGAUCAGCUAGUGCUGCUGCAGCAAGCAGUGCAUCCAGCAGUGGAUCAGGGGAUCAAGGAUCAGCCAGCAGUGGAUCAGCUAGUGCUGCUGCAGCAAGCAGUGCAUCCAGCAGUGGAUCAGUGGAUCAAGGAUCAGCCAGCAGUGGAUCAGCUAGUGCAGCAGCAGCAAGCAGUGCAUCCAGCAGUGGAUCAGGGGAUCAAGGAUCAGCCAGCAGUGGAUCAGCUAGUGCAGCAGCAGCAAGCAGUGCAUCUAGCAGUGGAUCAGUGGAUCAAGGAUCAGCCAGCAGUGGAUCAGGUAGUGCUUCAUCAGCCAGCAGUGGAUCAGCUAGUUCAGCAGCAGCAAAUAGUGCUUCCAGCAGUGGAUCAGCGGAUCAAGGAUCAGCCAGCGGUGGAUCAGCUGCCAGCUCUGCAGCGGCCAGCAGUGCAUCCAGCAGUGGAUCAGUGCAUCAAGGAUCAGUCAGCAGUGGAUCAGCUAGUUCGGCAGCAGCAGGCAGUGCAUCAACCAGUGGAUCAUUGGAUCAAGAAUCAGCCAGCAGUGGAUCAGCUAGUUCAGCCGCUGCAAGUAGUGCUUCUAGCGUUGGAUCAGUGGAUCAAGGUUCAGCCAGCAGUGGAUCAGCUGCCAGUGCUGCAGGAGUAAGCAGUGCAUCUAGCAGUGGAUCAGUGGAUCAAGGAUCAGCCAGCAGUGGAUCAGCUGCCAGCGCUGCUGCAGCAAGCAGUGUAUCCAGCAGUGGAUCAGUGGAUCAAGGAUCAGCCAGCAGUGGAUCAGCUAGUGCUGCUGCAGCAAGCAGUGCAUCCAGCAGUGGAUCAGUGGAUCAAGGAUCAGCCAGCAGUGGAUCAGCUGCCAGCGCUGCUGCAGCCAGCAGUGCAUCCAGCAGUGGAUCAGUGGAUCAAGGAUCAGCCAGCAGUGGAUCAGCUGCCAGCGCUGCUGCAGCCAGCAGUGCAUCCAGCAGUGGAUCAGUGGAUCAAGGAUCAGCCAGCAGUGGAUCAGAUGCCAGCGCUGCUGCAGCAAGCAGUGCAUCCAGUAGUGGAUCAGUGGAUCAAGGAUCAGCCAGCAGUGGAUCAGCUAGUGCUGCUGCAGCAAGCAGUGCAUCUAGCAGUGGAUCAGUAGAUCAUGGAUCAGCGAGCAGUGGAUCAGCUAGUGCUGCAGCGGCCAGCAGUGCAUCCAGCAGUGGAUCAGUGGAUCAAGAAUCAGCCAGCAGUGGUUCAUCCGGCAGCAGUGGAUCAGCUAGUUCAGCAGCAGUAAGCAGUGCAUCAGGCAGUGGAUCAGUGGAUCAAGGAUCAGCCAGCAGUGGAUCAGCUGCUAGCGCAGCAGCGGCCAGCAGUGCAUCGAGCAGUGGAUCUGUGGAUCAAGUAUCAGGCAGCAGUAUAUCAGUAGAUCACUCAUCAGGCACCAGUACAACUAGCAGUGGAUCAGCUAGUCUUUCAGCAGGAAGCAGUGGCUCUAGCAGUGGUUCAGUUAGCCACUCGUCAGACAGCACUGGAUCAGUUAGUCUUUCAACUGUCAGCAGUGGUUCUGACGGAGGAUCACUAAGUCUUGUAUCAGGUGGCACUGGAUUUGGCAGUGGAUUAGCAAGUCUUGUAUCUGGAGACAGUGGACUGUCAAGUCUUGUAUCAGGUGCAAGUGGAUCUGGCGGUGAAUCAGUAAGUGUUGUGUCAAGUGGCAGUGGAUCUAGCAGCGGUGGGGCAGGCGGUGAAGGAAAUGUCAAUCUGCAGGACCAGACCGUCUUCAUCAUCCAUCCAGACUUCUUUAGUUCUCAGGGUAACCCUUCGCCUAUUCAGGAACCCAUCAUCAUAGUGAGUGAUAACAAUUUCGCCCAGCAAGCGUUAGGCGGCGUAGCUGGUAUAGGCGAUCUUGGUGGCGUCAAUAGGCUGGGAGUGGCUGCGGCUGAUGCAGCUAUUGAUCAAGCAAUUACUGAGUCAGCUGCUACAACUGGAUCCAUCGAUGCUUCUAUCUCUGGUUCAAGUGGAUCGUCUGUUAGCAGUGGAAAUGAAGGUGCAUCCUCUCAAGGAGUUAGUGAGUCGUCCUUUACAAGCAGUGCAGUGGGAGAGACCUCCACUAGCACAAACAAUGGAGCCGAGUUUGCUGUAUCUUCAAAUAGCGGUGCUGGUGAAUCAGAAGGCUCUUCUGCUUCUUCCGCUGCUGAUGUUGCUGCUGCUGCUAGUGCAAGUGGAUCGUCUUCAAACCUUGUAUCCGAAGGAGGCUCUACAUCUGGUGCAAGUGGACUGUCUUCAGGCAGCACAUCAGAGGGCGAUUCUUUGUUCGUAGCUAUGGACUCAGCAAGUACUUCAUCAACCAGAUCAUCUUUAGAUAGUUCUUCUUCUAGUGCAAGUGGAUUGUCUUCUAACAGUGGAUCAGAGGGUGCUUCUUUGUUCGUAAUCAGUGAGUCAGCUGGUGAUUCUUCGACUUCAGCAGGCGCAUCUGCAGGUCAAGUAUCCAUAAGUUCUUCAUCUGAUGGAAGUGGUUCAUCUGCUAACAGUGGAGUAACCGAUUCAUCUUCAUCUAGUUCUAGUUCAGGAUUCACUGAAAUCGCAACUAUUGCUUCUUCUGAUACAGCUGGAUCAAAUGUAGGCACUGAAUUGUCAAGUAUCCUGAGCUCUGUAGGUGUACCUCUAGAAACCAGUAACGGUAACAAUGUGUUGAUAUCUUCUAGCGGAAGUGGAACAAAUGACUUCUUGGUAUCUAACCAAGUUGCAUCAAAUCGAAUUGGAGCAGUGGCUAAUGGAAUUGAAUCUAGUCAAAACGGCGCCUUCAGAGGAAGAGGAUCAAACAGUUUUAGCAGUUCAGGAGGAAGUAUUGGUUCAAACAGAUUCUCAGGUAGUAGAUCUAAUGGAUUCAUAGAAGCUUCAUCAGGAAGAACGUCAAGCUCUGGAUUUGGUAUUCCAUUGACUCCAGUCGUCUUUAACCAGAAUGCUGCCCGUAACACACGGCCUGAAUUCUCCUCAUCCAGGGUGCCUUUGCAGCCAUCAGGUGGGUUGUUGGCAAGUCUCAGUCCUAGUCAGACCGCACGUGGGCGGCAUGUCAUUCGAAGUGAUUCCGGACAAAAUACAGGUGUCUUUUUCACUCAGGGAGGCAGCCAGCCCUUGUCCCACAACAGUCAGUCUACGAUCAGUAGACUACCUGUGACUCGCGUGACAAGUGUAUCACGCCUACCGACUGCCUCUGCCCAAAGAAACACUAAUAACGUCUUUAACACCCUGCCUUCAGGUGCUACAAGAUUCUUCACAUCAGGAAGAAACACAAACACAUUGCAGACCACCGACAAGAUAUCAACAGCAAGCCGUCGUAAUGGUUCCGGAGGCUUUAACGUCCUACCCACUCCAGAUGCUGCUCUCGCUUUUGGCAAUAGAAAUCCUGCUAUAAGCUCCUCGUCGCAGAACUUCAACAGACCAAGCCGAAGAACCCCGCCGUUCGCUACCAGCAAUUCAAGACGUCGAGUGAGGCCAGUCAGACGGAGGCAGCGCGUGGGCACAUUCUAGGGAGUUACUGUUGCAAUAGUAAUGAUAUGACAUUCCCUUGUCUGUGCUCAUUGUGUUAUCAUCACUUAAACUUUAGUUUGUACGAUAGGGAUCGUUACGAAUGAUGUCUCAAUGACCAAACUUUGUUGAUGCAAAGAAUUUGUUUAAAGAGACCACUUUAAAAAUCACACACCAGCAUUUCACUGUAGUCAACUAAGAAUAAUGCUUUUAAUUUAAAUGUUAAAAGUAAGCUUGGUUACUGCAUCAAGGUUUUCUUCACAUAUCACUGCACUGUUACUGUCCAUACAUCAUGCACUCGCUUUUCAAUAUCUUUUGUACUGACGAUCGAAACAUUUAACGUUAGAUAAUAUUUAGGUUAAAAAUCUUUACAUAUAUUGUUAUUGAGCGCUGAAAAGGAAUGUUUGAGUGAAAACGAGUGUGUGUGUGUGUGUGUGUGUGUGUGUGUGUGUGUGUGUGUGUGUGUGUGUGUGUGUGUGUGUGUGUGUGUGUGUGAGCUAUGUAUGAAUCACGUUACACUGUGUUACAGUAGUAAGUCGGCGCUAAUUGAAAUAUUAUUUUUUGUCUCACGAUGUGUUUAUAUAUGUAAGAAAAAUAAAAAAAAAUAUAUAAACAUAAAA